UGGUUGUCUAUAACUGUAACAUGUGAACUGUAAAGCCCAACAUUUUGUGAAUUGAUUUCAAGGCGACUAUAGAAUCAAAUUUAUGAUCAAUGUUGCACGUGCUUAGACAAAGAAUACAUCUAUAAAAGAUAUGUCACUAACGUCUCAACGUACAUCUUAUUUAAUAGUGAUCGUCAGUGCAAUCAUCGCUAGUGUAUAUUGUAGAGAUGUUUCCUACAUGAAACAGUCCGAUAUUCAAAAUAACUGGUCGAAUUUGCAAACUUGGGGUUCUAGUCAAAAAAACUCUACUACUCCUUGGCCAUCUUUACAUAGUGGAUAUACACAUACCGGCUAUGUAAACAAUCCAACGUGGGUUAGACCCACUACGGGACAACACGUUAUGACUUCUUGGCAAAGGCAGGGACCAAAUCGUAAUUUUAAUGCAGGGUCAUAUGGAAGUAAUCACCAGCCGAACACUAGACCUAAUUUACCUUCAAGUGAUGUGACGGACGAUGAUCUUAAACAAUUUUCCGAAAAUUUACUAGACAAGGAUGUCAAUAAUGCUGCAAAAUAUGUGACAAUCAAUCUACAAAGCAAAACAACCUCAAGAUCUGAUCGGGACGAAGCUCCUUUACCUUUGUUGUCUAUUGAUAAAGAAGCUUUUAGUAUUGCUUCUAUUGAGAAAAUGUUACAGCUUCACAACAAUUAUAUUGUCGAAAGUAAUGUUAACGAACACUACACAGCUCAAGAGAAACAAGAAGAAAAUAAUCUUUUAGACGUAAUCACCAAUACACCCGUAAUGCAAUACACCAGGAAUUUUUUAAUAGAUAAAGGCAAAAUUGGUCGUGACCCAAAAGAAUUUAAAGAUGUCUUACGUGAAAUUUGGUUUAAUAUGUACGCAAGAGGAGGUGGUAGAAUUGGUUCCAGUGGUUUUGAACAUAUUUUCCUUGCCGAAUUAAAGAAUCAUCAAGUUUCUGGGUUGCAUAACUGGCUAUAUUUUGAGGCAGAGGAAAAAAACAACCAAGCUAAUUAUCUCGGCUAUAUGAAGAAAGUCGAUCUUGGAGACAAAGGAGCUAUAUUAAAAUUUCACUUCACGUUUCGUGGAGUCGAUAAACCUGUGGGGUCUAUGUUUAUAGGAACUAGCCCAGAGUUUGAAAUGGCUCUGUAUACUACCUGUUUUUUGUUAAGAGCAGAUAAAAUUUGCCCCUUGUCUCUCAAUGGGCAUAGAUUUAUUAUACGAGCAUUCACUUAUCGAUACCGAGGAAAGAAGUUGAUUGGAAGCGCUUUUCCCGAAAUCUAACCAAUUUUCAGGUUUUUAAAUACGCAGAUCAGAUCUUUAACUUCCAGAUCUCAUCACUUGUUUUUAUAAAGUUACGUUGUUGUUGUUGUGUGUUAAUUUUAAAGUAAAUAGUGUUCGCGUAUUACUUAAUUUUUUACCAUUGAGUUGUAACUGAAUGUUUUAAAUUUAUUAUACUUAUUGUUGUAUUUUA
This is a messenger RNA of Zophobas morio, 1469 nucleotides long. Its product is annotated as endoribonuclease CG2145-like. Gene Ontology annotation, molecular function: RNA endonuclease activity. The coding region runs from base 131 to 1279 and encodes 382 amino acids. The transcript has 5 exons. The record is from RefSeq and is a predicted model, not a curated record. Lineage: Eukaryota; Metazoa; Arthropoda; Insecta; Coleoptera; Tenebrionidae.